Messenger RNA from Malassezia sympodialis ATCC 42132, 3042 nucleotides. RefSeq lists its product as uncharacterized. Gene Ontology annotation, cellular component: cytosol; mitochondrion. Gene Ontology annotation, biological process: tricarboxylic acid cycle. The record is from RefSeq and is a predicted model, not a curated record. Lineage: Eukaryota; Fungi; Basidiomycota; Malasseziomycetes; Malasseziales; Malasseziaceae. Gene Ontology annotation, molecular function: aconitate hydratase activity; 4 iron, 4 sulfur cluster binding.
AUGCUUCUUCCGGGUGGCCGCGUUCACCUGCGCGGUGGCGCGCGUGCGAUGCGCGGUGCGCGCGCGUGCCUGGCGACUCAUGCUUCGUCGGCGCCACAAGGCGUGCACCCGUCGCGCAUGCCGCGGUACGCCGAGCUGGUCGACCAGCUGCGCGCUGUGCGCCCGCUGCUGGGCGAUCGCCCCCUGACGCUGGCUGAAAAGAUCCUGUACACGCACCUGCUCGAUCCGCAGGCCGACCUGGCUGGCGCCGGCAAGGACGCGAGCGCGAUCCGCGGCUCGCGCUACCUGAAGCUCAAGAUCGACCGCCUGGCCAUGCAGGACGCCUCGGCGCAGAUGGCGCUGCUGCAGUUCAUGACGUGCGGGCUCGCCCAGGUGGCGGUGCCCGCCAGCGUGCACUGCGACCACCUGAUCCAGGCGUACGAGGGCGCGGCCGUGGACCUGCAGCGCGCGGUCCACACGCAGCACGAGGUGUUCGCGUUCCUCGAGUCGGCGUGCCGCAAGUACGGGCUCGAGUUCUGGCGCCCGGGCAGCGGCAUCAUCCACCAGAUUGUGCUGGAGAACUACGCGGCGCCGGGCCUGCUCAUGCUCGGCACGGACUCGCACACGCCGAACGCCUCGGGUCUGGGGUGCCUCGCGAUCGGCGUGGGCGGCGCGGACGCGGUCGAUGCGAUGACGGCGACACCCUGGGAGCUGCUCGCGCCCAAGGCGCUGGGUGUGCACCUGCACGGCAAGCUGUCGCCGUGGUGCUCGGCGAAGGACAUCAUCCUGCACCUGGCCGGCCGCCUCACGGUGCGUGGCGGCACGGGCUACGUGGUCGAGUACUUUGGCGAGGGCGUCGCGUCGCUGCCCGCGACGGGCCUGGCGACCAUGUCGAACAUGGGCGCCGAGAUCGGCGCGACUACGAGUGCGUUCCCGUUCACGGCGGCGAUGGGGCGCUACCUCGAGGCGACGGGCCGCGCGCCCGUUGCGCGGGCGGCUGCCCAGGCCGCGGACGCGGGCCUCCUGCGGGCGGACGCAGGGGCUGAGUACGACCAGGUGCUCGACAUCGACCUGUCGACGCUGGAGCCGAGCCUGAACGGCCCCUUCACGCCGGACCUGCAUGUGCCGCUCUCGCAGUUUGUGGCGCGUGCGCGCGGCGACGACGCGCCGCACCCGGUCGAGCUGAGCUCGGCGCUGAUCGGGAGCUGCACGAACAGCAGCUACGCGGACAUGCGCCGCUGUGCGGACCUCGCGCGCCAGGCGACGUCGCGUGGCCUGCGCGCGCAGGUGCCGUUCGACGUGACGCCCGGCUCGGAGCAGGUGCGUGCGACCAUUGCGCGCGACGGGAUCGAGGGCGAGCUGGUGCAGGCGGGCGCGCGCGUGCUGGCGAAUGCGUGUGGCCCGUGCAUUGGCCAGUGGAAGCGCCCCGAGAAGCAGGGCGAGACGAACGUGAUCGUCACGUCCUUCAACCGCAACUUCCGCGGGCGCAACGACGGCAAUCCCCACACGCUGCACUUCCUGGCCGCGCCGGAGAUUGUGACGGCGCUGGCGUUCGCAGGCCGCCUCGACUUUAACCCGAUGACCGACGCGCUGCGUGCGCCUGACGGCAGCGAGUUCCGCUUCGCGCCGCCGCCGUACGAGGAGCUGCCCGCGCGUGGCUUCACGCCGGGCGACGAGUCGUACCUGCCGGCGCCGAUGCCGGCGCCGCAGCCGGACGUGCAGGUGGCCAUUGACCCCGCGAGCGAGCGCCUGGAGACGCUGCAGCCGUUUGAGAGCCACUUUGCGCCGUCGGCGGUCGCACAGGGCCGCUACGAGCUGCCAGCGAUGCGGUGCCUGCUGCGCGUCCGCGGCAAGUGCACGACGGACCACAUCUCGGCGGCGGGCCCGUGGCUCAAGUACAAGGGACACCUGAGCAACAUCGCCGAGAACACGCUCAUGGGCGCGACGAACGACGAAACGGGCUCCGUGAACGACGCGCACGACUUUGUGCCGGGUACGGACGCGGCGCCUGCGCGCACGACGAUUCCCGCCCUGGCGAAGCGCUGGAAGGAGCGUGCGCAGCCGUGGAUGCUGGUCGCCGACCACAACUACGGCGAGGGCAGCGCGCGCGAGCACGCGGCGCUGCAGCUGCGCCUCUACGGCUGCGGCCUUGUGCUCGCUCGCAGCAUGGCGCGCAUCGCCGAGACGAACCUGCGCAAGCAGGGCGUGCUGACGCUGCUGUUCGAAAACGAGGACGACUACGCGAAGAUCGGCGCGGGCGACAUUGUCGAGACGGUGAACCUGAGCGAGCUCAUGCGGCCGGGCGCCGACCUCUCGACGCAGGUGCGUGUGCGUGUGACCAAGCUCGGCGACCAGGGCGAGGUGCGCGCGCAGUUCGAGCUGCCGACGCGCCACUCGCUCAGUGCGACGCACCUUGCGUGGAUCCGCGCGGGCUCGGCGCUCAACUGCAUCCGCGCGAAGGUCGGCGCUGUGCCUGCACCGCGUGCGCCCAGCGGCGUACGCGCCUUCUCGACGUCCGCGGCGCGCCGCGCGGCGCCGCCGGCGAGCACGUCGGGCAACGACCCGCGGUACGAGACGCUCCGCUCGCUGCUGUUCCCCGCGCCGGGCGGCAAGAAGCAGGCGGGGCCACGCACGAUCGAGGACGCCGUCGGGCAGGGCGCCGCGUCGCGUGAGGUGUACGAGACGGUGCAGCGCGCGUGGCAGCUGCAUGAGCGGCGGCGCCGCGAGGCGUGGACCGCGUCGCUCGUGGCGAAGCGCGCGCGCCUGGACGAGGCGCUCGCGAGCCUCUACGAGGACGACCGUGCGCUGUGGAAGCAGGCCGUGCAGUAUGCCGGCCCCACGAAGCGCCACGCGGACGAGCAGCAGCGCCUGCGCAACCUGGGCCUCGCGAUGCGCGCCGAGGCCGCCGAGGGCGACGCGCCGGGCAGCCGCCUCCUGGCCAAGCGCCGCGCGCGCCUCAUGGCGCGCACGCGUCUGGCGACGCUCUUCCCCCGCGAGCUGCGUGCGCCGACGCUCACGCCGCCCGCCCACGGCUGGCCGGCGUAUGUGCCCGACGAGGAGUAG